Messenger RNA from Lasiodiplodia theobromae, 1965 nucleotides. RefSeq names its product Transcription initiation factor IID. The coding region runs from base 1 to 1965 and encodes 654 amino acids. The transcript is spliced from 3 exons. Lineage: Eukaryota; Fungi; Ascomycota; Dothideomycetes; Botryosphaeriales; Botryosphaeriaceae. Gene Ontology annotation, cellular component: transcription factor TFIIF complex. Gene Ontology annotation, biological process: transcription by RNA polymerase II; transcription initiation at RNA polymerase II promoter. The record is from RefSeq and is a predicted model, not a curated record.
AUGAACGGAGUCAAGAUGGAGGUCGAUCCUCAGAUCAAACCCGACCCGGACACCAAGUCUCCCGGCGGCCCGGGGUUCGCAGACAUCGACGACAUGUACGAGGACACCGGCGAGCUCAACAUCCCGACAGAUUUUGCCGAUCGCCAAGUGUGGCUGACGCGCGUGCCGAAAUGGCUGUGGGAAGUGCUGUCCAAGGCCGAGGAUGAUGAAGAGGUGGAGAUUGGUCGCAUCCUGGAGUGGCAGGAGGCUAACGACACCAAGAGGAAGCUCCAACUGCGCCAGACGGUGAAUGACUUCACCGAAUACCCCAAGGAGUACAAGCUCAACGUCACGAACCCGCAACCCCUUAACGAAUUUGUCUUUUCCGAAAAAGAUCUGGAGGGAUACAAUCCCAACGCCUACAAGCGACCGGGUCGGCAGGGGCAGCAGGGCACUUUCGCCGGCCAAGGAACGGGCGUCAAAGACGGUAGGGUGGACAAGUGGUGGAACAAAGGCGGUCGGGGCGGAAAGAAGCAGCCAAUCCCCAAACACACGACUCUCGUAGCCCGGUCUUCACUCGACGUCAACUGCAUCCCCGUUGAUAAUGCCGAGCUGGCACGCUUCCGUAUGCGCGAGAACAAGAAGACGCAGCAGGCGUCCAAUCGUCUGGUGCUUGAGAACAACCUGCACGAAUUCACCCGCCUCAUUGGUGGCACUACGCCGGCUGGCAACCCCACAAUUGACAUCCAGGCCACCAGGGCGAAGCCAAAAUCCCAGGACAACAAGUUUGCCCGCAUUCCACAGAACCAGCUUCUGGACAUGCUGCUCAAGCUUUUCCAGGAGUACAAGUACUGGCCUAUUAAGGCGCUCAAGGACCGCACCCGCCAGCCGGAAGCCUACCUCCGUGAGACGCUGUCCAAGAUUGCUACUCUCGUCCGCACCGGCCAGUUCGCCAAUACGUGGAUGCUCAACAAGGACGCCGAGGAGAGCAACUACCUUGCCAACUUGGAUGAGACGGAUGUCAAGGAAGAAAUGGCGCCUGAACCGGAAUUUGGAGAAGAUGACGAUGAGGGUGACGAGGAGAUGGAGGAUGCCCUACCCGCGGCCGGCGAUGCAGCACAACUUCCGCAGCAGUCGACCAACUUCAGCCUGCAAUUGCUGCCCGCCCACGCGCCGCAGGCCUCGACCCUCACAAUGCUGUCUCGCUCGAUAGUACGGCGCUCUAUCCAGGGCGCCAAUGCCCUCCUGCCCGCCAUCCGCACCCUGCGCGUGCACGCAAGCCCUCUCUCCACCGUCUCGAACUCUCUCGAGCCCGGCAACGUCCCCAACGAGCUCAUCCGAUCCGGCGCCCACAAGACCUCCAGGCCCGCAAGAAGACGGGCUGAAGCCGCAUCGUCUCCCUCCGCCUCCACGCCCUCUUCUUCCGCCUCCGCACCACUUCCUUCCCCGUCCGCCGAAGCGCCCUCCCAAGGCACCACCCCCCUCUCGGACUCGGUCAAAGAGCUUCUGCCGCUUCUCCAGGCCCAGCAGCCUCACUACAUCUCCGCGCAUAUCCAUGCGAAGCCCUACCUCCUGACGGCCGGUGACACGCUGCGUCUGCCGUUCCUUAUGCACGGUGUCCAGCUCGGCGACGUCCUCCGCCUUAACCGCGCCACGCUUCUCGGAAGCAGAGACUUCACAUUACGCGCUCCCGCACCCGUCAAGGGUACGAGGGAGCGCCCUGGAACCAUUAUCCACUACUUGGACGACAGGCUGUUCGUAUGCAGGGCGAAGGUCAUAGGUGUGGAGAGCGAGCCGAUGAGGGUGAAGGAGAAGACGAAGAGGAGGAAUAGGCAUGUCAAGCAUGUGAAGAGCAAGCACAAAUACACCGUCUUGAGGAUCACCGAGUUGACUGUGAGGACGCCGGAGCAGGUGGAGGCCGAGAGCGCGAAAGCCAAAGCCAGACAGGCUAAGAGCUCCGCAGCAACGAUCCCAACCGCGCAAUAG